This is a messenger RNA of Sclerotinia trifoliorum, 3038 nucleotides long. NCBI's taxonomy places the organism in Eukaryota, Fungi, Ascomycota, Leotiomycetes, Helotiales, Sclerotiniaceae. The record is from the annotation of a GenBank genome assembly.
CGUAAUUUACACUGUGCACAAGUUACAACUUCAAGGGUAUCUACGCCUAUUACGACUACCACGACUACCACGACUACCACGACUAUCAAGCCAUUCAAACCUCGUCUAGCCCUCCCAUUCAGCAGUUCAAUCUUCCACAUCCAGAAGAACUUCUAGGCCGGGCGCUACUUGUAUAUUGAAUUUCUUCUCGCAUCCAUUCGUCUUCCUCGGUUCGCUGUCAGAGCGCUGCAAGCCCAGCGAUUGUACCUUACAUUUCCAACACAGUUCGUUCUGCUUCUUGCAUACACCCACACUCCCUUGUCUCUUUUUAUUUUAUUCUCUCUGUUCAUUCGCAUUUUGACAUCAAUCUUUCAAUCUCCAACCUCAAUCACGAGAACGGAAAAUAAAAUAAUUAGGAUCUAAGUCUCCACGUUCCAUUACGGUGUCGAAUCCGUCAUUCCCCACCAGACUACUGAGGAUCGACAGCAAUCAACACUAAUUAAUAGCGACGGGAGGAGCCCGAGGUCCAAAUCCUACGAAAAGUAACGGAGUACAAGGACUCAUACGAUCCUUUCGAUUUAUAUACUUUAGGAAAUAAUACAGCUUCAGGCACACCACUCGACAACAAAAACUCCAUCGCUGGCGGUUCCGAGGAUAUUUAAUACAGACACUAGUUGCAUCAGAGAGAAGGGACGUACAUACGCAGAAAAGAUACCGACAAUUCGAAAUAACUUCGCACAACAUACGAGUAUUGCAACACGACAUAAGAACUACUUACACCACUUACAGCUGGUCGCUCACGAAGGCGACCAGCCAGCUACGAAAGAAUAUUGCGAGUAUAUAAUUUUUGACAGAGGAAAGACAUCAUGUCUUUAAAACAGGUUAGUGGAGAGAAAGAACAAAGACAUAUCAGUACUGACCACCUGCGUAGGAAAUCGAGACUUGGGUUUCUGCCCUUAAUCGUUACGAUAAUAAUGAAUUUGAUGAAGCCUUAAAGGAGUUCGAUGUUAUUGCAGAUACUUCGAAGAUUCUUUUCAAUUGUGGUGUUAUUCAUGCGACAUUGGGAGAACAUGAGAAAGCGGUUAGUUCUUUCCAUUCCUUACAAAGAACUCAAUUAUAUGUGCAGAGUCUAAUUCACUACAGGUCGAAUGUUAUCAAAAAGCCGUUCGUCUGGAUCAAUACCUGGCCGUAGCAUAUUUUCAACAAGGUGUUUCGAAUUUCUUGGUUGGAGAUUUCGAAGAAGCUUUGGCAAACUUCAAUGAUACUUUAUUAUAUCUGAGAGGAAACAACAUGAUCGAUUAUGCCCAACUCGGUCUUCUCUUCAAGCUAUAUUCAUGCGAAGUGUUAUUUAAUCGUGGAUUGUGUUACAUAUAUUUACAACAAAAGGAAGCGGGACUACAGGAUUUCUCUUUCGCUGUAAAAGAGAAGGUUGUUGAGGAUCACAAUGUUAUUGAUGAGGCAAUUCGUGAUGAAGCAGAGGUAUGUUUUUUAUUUGAGGUUUAUUGAAGUUCUACUAACAUCCUCAUAGGGUUAUACCGUUUUCUCUAUUCCCGUUGGAGUGGUUUAUAGGCCUAAUCAAGCCAAGGUCAAGAACUUGAAGACCAAAGAUUAUCUGGGAAAAGCACGUUUAGUUGCAGCUUCAGAUCGUGCUAAUGCUUUUACUGGAUUUGCUGGUUCAGAAAUCAAGAAUGUAAGUAAUACUGUUGUUUGUUCCAACGUGUGACACUAAUUGUUUCAGGCGGGUAUAAUACAACCGAAGGACGACCGUCCAACAGAGAAUCUUUCAUACGCUGCGGCGAACCUCGUAAAGCCAGGUCUGGCUAGUAAGAGGCAACAAUCAGAACCUCCUCUAAACCGAAACGUAUUUCCACCCACGCCACCUCCUGAGUCAGAGAAAUCUUCUGGGCCUCCUCCUAUGAGUCGUGGAGCUUCUGUUCGUAACGGACCUAAACCCAUGCUAGCUAAACUCAAUAUCGAAAAAGCACGUCCUAAUGAAGGUUAUGAGAUUCGUGAGCGUGACGAUGUGAGAAGUCCUCCGGAUGCAAGAAGCCCACCAGAUGCAAGGAGUCCUCCAGAUGCUCGACCUAGACGUGGAACUCAACGAACAGCAUCAGAACCAAGGGGACCAUCAUCAAUGCAAUAUUCCAAUAAAAGAUCCGAAUCACGCUCAAGACAACCACCAAGAAGAAUGCAACCGACUCAAGAGGAAGAUGAUUACCCUGAAGAUCUUUAUGAUAUGUAUAGUUCACCAAAUCGACGAUCGAAUAACUCUAGGCGCAACACACGAAACAGAUAUAAUGAAGGAGAAAGUGAAUAUGCAAGCGAUUACGAUGAAGGUUCCUUUGACGAAGAUGAAUUCGAAAUGGUCUCUAGUCGCCCACCUCCUAGAUCACGUACAACAUCAUCAAUUAAUGGUGGGAAUGGUCGAGCUGGUUCUCGCCAACCCGAUGUUCGCAAAGUUCGUGUAAAGGUUCACGCUGAGGAUGUCCGAUAUAUUAUGAUAGGCUCGGCUAUCGAAUUCCGCGAUUUUCAAGAAAAAAUAAAGGAGAAGUUUGGGUUGCGUGAUCGAUUCAAGAUUAAAGUUCGUGAUGAGGAUGUUCCAAAUGGUGAUAUGAUUACUAUGGGUGAUCAAGAUGAUUUGGAAAUGGUAUUAAUGAGCGUAAAAGCAAACGCAAAGAAAGAACGUUUAGAAAUGGGAAAAUUGGAAGUGAGUUUUUCGCCUUUUUUUUUCCUUGUCUUUUUGAAAUUAUCACACUUGCUAACAUGACAUUAGAUUUGGGUAGUAAAGGCAUAAGUGAUGUGAGGAUAAGCUAAGAUAAUGAAUAUUGACGAUUAUGUACUUUUUUUCCUUUCUUUUCUGUUUCUGUUUUCUGGUAUAAUAAUACAGAAAUAGAAAUCUUAUUUAUUUUUGGGAGUGGAAGGAAGGAAGAAAGAAAGCGAGAUAAUUGUUUGUUUGCUUGCUUGCUUGCUCGAGAGAAAAUCUUUCUUCGAUACCUAUGAUAUGAUAUGAUACCAGUAAAUAUCCUCUUUAGCGAAUAUAAAUGAAAUGAAAUGCAUUG